Molecule: messenger RNA, 2089 nt
Organism: Anopheles nili
Lineage: Eukaryota; Metazoa; Arthropoda; Insecta; Diptera; Culicidae
Gene: Rbpn-5
Product: rab GTPase-binding effector protein 1
Exons: 4
Coding region: 24-1865 (613 amino acids)
Biological process (GO): endocytosis
Cellular component (GO): intracellular membrane-bounded organelle
Molecular function (GO): growth factor activity; GTPase activator activity; metal ion binding
Source: RefSeq, a predicted model, not a curated record
AAGGCCCGGCGCCCGACGGUGCGAUGGAAAAUGCCCAAAAAGAAUUGCUUCGAGUGCGGGAAGAAUUCAACCAGCAGCGGGCCCGUAUGAAGGAGCUGUAUCUUGCCAAAGAGAGUGAAUGCAAACGAUUCGUAGCUGAAUCAAUGAGCGCUCGUAAGGAGCUGGAGGAAGCGAAGGCGCAGCUCAUGAUAAUGGAAUACAGCCGGGAAAAGGAUGCGGAAGAGCACCGAAACAAAACCGAGGACGAAAACCGCACGCUCAAGCAGCUGGUCAACGAAACCCUGGACGAGUCGUCGAUAAUGCGCGAAUCAGUCAAGCAGCUUCAGGACGAAAACGGACGCCUCAUGGAGGAGAUCAUCCAGCUGAAGGAGGAGAUUGCCGACAGCAACCAAGUUUCGCCAAGCCUCGCCAAAACGGUGCAGCAGGCCAAAAAAAUAAUCCUCAAAUUUGGCACCACCGAUUCGAGCGGGUGCGACAAUCUGGAGGAGUCAAUGCGGAAGGUAAAGAAAUAUGCACAAGAAGACGCCGAGGUGCUGCGAUCGUUGGUUGUCCCCCUGGAGGAAGAGAUAAAGUCCCUGAAGGAGAAGCUGCGGCUUGCGUACGAGGAGAUCGAGACGUACGCCGUGCGGGACAAGAAACGGGAUGUUCCAACAUCCGCCCUGAUCGGUAUGCUAACCACACCCGGUGGUGUUAACGAAUCCACGAACGCCGACCGACCGGAAAGGUCCUGCGAGCAGUGUGCUGGCCACGAGGCAGCGAAAGUGCAACAAGCGGAGGAAGACCGUAAGCGGACAGCAGCGUGGGAGAAAAGCCUCGAGCGGCUGAAGGAACAGGUGGCCAAAGAAUCGGCCCUGCGUGCUGAUCUCGAAGUGCAAUGGCACCGGAAGCGCGAGGAGCACAAGAGCGAGGUGCAAAAGUUGACCGACGCUACCACGCAGAUGGAGCAGGGUUUCGAGAAACUACGACGGGAUUACGCCCAGCUGAAGGACACCCUGCGUGAUGAGUUGCAGAAGCUGACGCAGGAGCGGGAACACGUUUGCUACCGGUUGAAUGGGCUUCAGCAGGAUAAUGAGUUUCUUGCCGGUCGGUAUAUUGCCAGCUCGGAUGCGCUCAAGGACCAAGAGAUUAACCUGCCGCAGAGCAUCGAGGAGCUGCAGGAGCUGGUGCUGACGCUGCACGAGAACCUGAUUGUGACGAAGGCGGGAUGUGAGUUUGCCGAGCGGAAAGCACGCAGCAUGCAGGAUGAGGUGGCGCUUUUGCAGGAGCAGCAGCAUUGCCGGGAUCGGGAGGCGCAGAAAGCCGAGCAGCACUUUGCGCAGAAGCAACAUCAGCUGCAGGAGCAGCUGCGCAAGCAGCUGCACGACUUCCAGCAGCUGGGUGCGCAACGGGACGAGCUCGAGCGGGCUGACGCGGAACACAAGAAGCAAAACUCGGAGCUAAGGAUGCAGAUAAUCGAGCUGCAGGCGGCGAACGAGCGGCUUGACCGGCAGAAUGGAGAUCUCCGCAGCAAGAUGGCGGUGCUGCAGGAGGAUCUCGCCAACAACGAAGCGGUGCAGAAGGACUUUGUGAAGCUGUCGCAAUCGCUGCAGAUGCAGCUGGAGAAGAUUCGGUCGGCGGACACGCAGGUGCGCUGGCAGGACGACGAGGAUGUCGAUCAGUGUCCGAACUGCAAGAAGGAGUUUACGGUGACGAGGCGCAAGCAGCACUGCCGGCAUUGCGGGACGGUCUAUUGCCAGCCGUGUCUGUCCAAAUCGGUACCGUCCGGGCCGAACCGGAAGCCGGCACGGGUGUGUGACGUUUGUCAUACGCUUCUGGUGCAAGAUACGGCCCCAUACUUUAGCCGGGAGCCACCACAGUCACCUUAAGCCGCGCGGUUGUCGAUCGCAGACGUGCUAUGUACAGAGUAUAGUCCUUCCACAAGGACGAAGAUAUGUUUGAAAGUGAUGGAGCGUCGAUUUUCUUUAAUUCUAGAAUGUGCGGUUCAGGUGUUCAGGCACGGGUAGAAGCCCCCCUGGACGGGGGGAGAGGGCUGGUGAUUUUAUUUCCAACAAAGCUACUGUAAAACAUCUCAAUAAAGAUUUACCUUUAU